Archocentrus centrarchus (flier cichlid) is the source of this 4204-nucleotide messenger RNA. Its product is annotated as netrin receptor UNC5D-like. The record is from RefSeq and is a predicted model, not a curated record. Gene Ontology annotation, cellular component: membrane. Lineage: Eukaryota; Metazoa; Chordata; Actinopteri; Cichliformes; Cichlidae. Gene Ontology annotation, biological process: netrin-activated signaling pathway; axon guidance. Gene Ontology annotation, molecular function: netrin receptor activity; protein binding.
GCUGAGUGGCGAGCUGAAAGCGCCGCACCGCUUUUCCAGCUCUUCCUUCCGCACUGCGAUUCCGUUAGGAGACGGUCCUCUUUGCGGACACGUAUUUAAGCCCAACACCUGGACUGGAGCUUUUCGACGGGACACGGAAACGUGUUUAAAAGGAGUCUCGUGCAAACGACAAAUGCACGAGACCCGAGGCCGGUGCCCCCAGACCCGACGGGGAGGGAGACAAGCAGAGCAGUGAUGGGACAGUUUUCGGGAGGAUGCUACCUGAGUUUUUCCAUCUUUGUGCUUCUUGUUUCACAAGUACCGGCGACAUUUGCAAGAGGUCCACGAGGUGAAGCCCUCCAGCAUGGACAGUCUGGGACCCUGCCCCACUUCCUGGAGGAGCCUGUUGAUGCCUACAUUGUCAAAAGUAAUCCCAUCAAGCUCCGUUGUCAAGCUCGACCUGCGCUCCAAAUCUUCUUCAAGUGUAACGGCGAAUGGGUCCACCAGAGCCAGCACAUGUCUCGAGAGCACACUGACCUCACAACAGGUUUGAAGAUCCGUGAGGUGAUGAUCAACGUGUCACGUCAGCAGGUGGAGGACUUUCAUGGCCCAGAGGACUACUGGUGUUUGUGUGUCGCCUGGAGUCACCUGGGAACCUCCAAGAGCCGCAAGGCAACAGUCCGGAUUGCCUACCUGCGGAAGAACUUUGAGCAGGACCCCCAAGGCACUGAGGUGCCUCUGAAUGGCAUGAUUGUGUUGCAUUGUCGUCCCCCAGAGGGAGUGCCUGUGGCUGAGGUGGAGUGGCUAAAAAAUGAGGAAUCACUGAGCUUUGAUGAUGAUGAUGAUGUCAUUGAUAAAAGAGGUGACCACAACCUUAUCAUCUCAGAAGCUCGGUUGUCUGACUCCGGAAACUAUACCUGUGUUGCUAGCAACAUUGUGGCCAAGAGACGCAGUGCCACUGCUACUGUUAUAGUCUAUGUGAAUGGUGGUUGGUCAUCAUGGACGGACUGGUCUCCCUGUAAUGUGCGUUGUGGUCGAGGUGUGCAGAAGCGUUCUCGCACUUGCACAAAUCCAGCACCUCUCAAUGGAGGAGCCUUCUGUGAGGGCAUGUCGGUGCAGAAGAGUACCUGCAACACAGUAUGUCCAGUGGAUGGUGGCUGGGGAGAGUGGAGCGAGUGGUCAGUGUGUAGUUUGGACUGCGAGAGGCAGCGCAGCAGAGAGUGUACAGCUCCGGAGCCCAAGCAUGGGGGACGGCUGUGUGACGGGGUGGCGUUGGCUACAGACAACUGCACAGGCGGCCUCUGUACACAGAAUCGAAAGUUGCUACAUGAUGCUAAACCACAAGGUGUGGAGAACAGCAGUGACGUUGCCCUGUAUUCAGGCCUGGCUGCAGGGGUGGUGACAGUCGUGCCCAUCAUCGCUGUCACUCUUUACCGACAGCAGAGUGAGUAUGGUGUGGAUGUCAUUGACUCCUCCGCCCUCACCGGAGGCUUUCAGUCCUUCAGCUUCAAGACCUCUCGUCAAGCAAAUCCUCUGCUUAUUAAUUCAUCCAUGCAACCUGAUCUGACAGUGUCACGUACCUACACCAGCCCCAUGUGUUUUCAGGACUCCAUUGACAAGGAGCUAAUGGCUGAGCGCUCACUCCUUGACCCAUUGCCUGAUCUUAAGGUUAAAGGGGUGACAGAAAGGGCAGAGUACCACGUCAUGUCCCACCCCCAGACAUUUCCAAGGGGCCUGGCUCCAGACUAUAGAGGGGUUGCAGUGGGGACAACACUGGGCAGAAGAAGCAAAAACCUUUUCAGUCCACACAUCUCUCUGACUCCACGCCUGCCUCUGCACAGAGCAACUGCAGUGUUUGGCCAUGCUGGAGGCAGGCUCAUGGUACCCAACACAGGUAUCAGCCUGCUGGUGCCUCACGGGGGGAUUGCAGAAGACACUACCUGGGAGAUGUACAUGAGCAUCAACCAGGAGGACAGCAGUGCUGUGUCUGAGGAUGGGCCAGAGAUCUUUUUGAGCCCUGCAGUGGCAUACGGCCCACCAGGCCUCGAUCUCUCCUAUCCAAUAGCCAUGACCAUAGCCCAUUGUGCGGAAGUUGCUGCUGAUAACUGGACCAUCCGGUUAAAGAGACACAUCCAAGACAACAAGUGGGAGGAAGUGAUGUCUGUAGACGAGGAGAGCAUCUCCUGUUACUGUCUGCUGGAGGCCCAGAAGUGCCAUGUGCUGUUGGAGCAUCCAGGUCGCUACGCUCUGGUGGGGGAGCCGCUGAACCAGGAGGCAGCCAAGCGUCUGAGGCUGGCUGUGUUUGGUAGUCCGGAUGCCGGCAACUCUCUGGGCUUCACCCUCAGGGUUUACUGUGUGGAUGACACACCCCAUGCAUUUCAGGAGGUGGCAGUGGGCGAGCGCAAGGGCGGACGGCUGCUGGAGGAGCCUAAAAUGAUGCUGUUUAAGGCGAACACCUUCAGCCUCCAGGUAUCCAUCCAGGACGUCCCACAGUUACUCUGGAGCAUCAAGCCUUUCACCACCUGCCAGGAGUUCUCCUUUUCUCAGGUGUGGGCCAGUAACCAGCGUCCCCUGCAGUGUGCCUUCACAUUAGAGCGAUACAGCCACUCUUUGUCUCAGCUCUCGUGCAAGAUCAGCAUCCGACAGGUCACAGGCAAGGAGCAGAUACUCCAGGUCUACACGUCUGUAGUGGAGAAUGAAAAGGAAGUGGUUCCCUUUUUCACACAGUCGGACUGUACCAUCACCUCCCAGACAGGGUCAAGGGCCUUUAAAAUCCCCCUGUCCAUCCGUCAGCGGAUCAGCGCCACCUUUGACACUGCGAAUGCCAACGGGAAGGACUGGCAGCUCUUGGCUCAAAAGCUCCACAUAGACAGGAAUCUGUGCUACUUUGCAUGUCAGGAGAGCCCAUCAUCAGUCAUUCUGACUCUGUGGGGCCAGCACCAGGAAUCGGGUGACCUGGACUCUCUGGCCAGUGCCCUCGAGGAAAUCGGCAAAGUUCUCCCUCGGGCAGCCACUCUCAGCUGCAGCACAGAGGAACAGGACUCUGAUUCACAAAACUGGGCGUAGAGGCGGCUCUGCAUCAGAUGAAAUGAAUGAACCUUUACUGCAUGAACACUUAUGUUCAGGUGUAGUAAGUAACCUACGGUGAGGUGGAGAGAUGCACAGAGGCCAGCAAGGGCAACUUAAUUCUUGACUGUUACUAAAGGAACACCUCUGCUAAACCAAAUGAAUCAUAGAGGCAGAAGGAAAUCAGGAAAUGACGAAGAGAUGUGUUAUUGUGAGGCACCAACAAACUUUGGAAAGGCAUACAACAUUGCCACACACACAGAUCUCUUACUGAGAAAUGUCAACUUCUGACACUUCGGGAGAACCAAUUGAUACGCUGUGUUAAGGAUUACAGAUGUCUGUGAAAGGAAGAUGAAGUGUGUUUUAAACAAACUGCCGCUGUGACCCUUCCAGGAUUGGAUGUGCUUGUACUUGCCCUCAAACAGUCCACUGGGCUGUCAAAUGUUUAGUGUAAUGUCAUCAUUUUCUUAUGUCACUGACGCCUCAUGCGUUUUUGUUUUUUUGUUUUUUUUUUUUCCUUUUCUGCACAUGUUUCUUCUGCUGAAGUUUUUAAAAACACAGACAAGAAAUGAAUAUUGGGCUCUUAAUUUUUGUCAGAACAUCCGAUCAUAAUGUGAGACGAGAGACGCAGAGUGUCCACAGUGAUUAGUAUAUGAAAGGACUUGGUGUCACAUGCUAAGAUUGAAUUGAUUGAUUGGGGAUUUAUGAGAAAUGACUUCCUAAAUGCUUUGACCCUGACAUGAAUCUGUCAGAGCAGAGACUUUAGAGGAGGAUAACUCACCUGGCUGAUCUGUGCAGCCAGAGGUGCAUCCCCAAAGGAAAAUUAAUGUUUUAGUGUGAGACAAGUGAACUUUAUAGGGACAUUUUAUAUAUCCUGGAAUUGCUGGAACUGGUAAGGAAGUGUGUACUUUAAAAAAAAAAAAAAGCCAGAGGCAUAUUUUUUCUUGAUUUUCAAAUUCAAAUAUGAAAAUUAAAAAUAUGACUUCUUGGCUGGAGCUCCCUGCCUUUGGACGAUCAAAUGCUAGGACGUGGUUAUUCAGAGACACUUAGCCAGCUCUCACUCCCUCUCUCCUGUCUUAUCUUCCUGAGCAGAGGCAGCAUCCACUUGAAAAAAGAGAUCCUGAUCAGGAAGAUUCCUACAUUCAGUUGCUCUGGCUGC